AUGGAGAAGGUGAUCAUGCCGUCGGUGACGCUCAUCGUGGGCUGUGGCGUGUCGUCCCUCACCCUGCUCAUGCUGAUCAUCAUCUACGUCUCCGUGUGGAGGUACAUCCGCUCAGAGCGGUCUGUCAUCCUCAUCAACUUUUGCUUGUCCAUCAUCUCCUCCAACGCCCUCAUCCUCAUCGGGCAGACCCAGACUCGCAAUAAGGUGGUGUGCACGCUCGUGGCUGCCUUCCUGCACUUCUCCUUCCUGUCGUCCUUCUGCUGGGUGCUCACCGAGGCCUGGCAGUCCUACAUGGCCGUGACAGGCCGCCUCAGGAGCCGCCUCAUCCGCAAACGCUUCCUCUGCCUGGGCUGGGGGCUUCCUGCGCUGGUCGUGGCCAUUUCUGUGGGAUUCACCAAGGCCAAAGGGUACAGCACCAUGAACUACUGCUGGCUCUCCCUGGAGGGGGGACUGUUGUACGCCUUCGUGGGACCGGCCGCCGCUGUCGUGCUGGUGAACAUGGUCAUCGGGAUCCUGGUGUUCAACAAGCUUGUGUCCAAGGAUGGCAUCACGGACAAGAAGCUGAAGGAGCGGGCAGGGGCCUCGCUCUGGAGCUCCUGUGUGGUGCUGCCCCUGCUGGCCCUGACCUGGAUGUCGGCUGUGCUCGCCGUCACCGACCGCCGCUCAGCCCUCUUCCAGAUCCUGUUCGCCGUCUUUGACUCGCUGGAGGGCUUCGUCAUAGUGAUGGUGCACUGCAUCCUGCGCAGAGAGGUCCAGGAUGCCGUGAAGUGCCGCGUGGUGGACCGCCAGGAGGAGGGCAACGGGGACUCGGGGGGCUCCUUCCAGAACGGCCAUGCCCAGCUCAUGACUGACUUCGAGAAGGACGUGGAUCUGGCCUGUAGAUCAGUGCUGAACAAGGACAUUGCAGCCUGCCGCACGGCCACGAUCACGGGCACACUCAAGCGGCCGUCGCUGCCCGAGGAGGAGAAGCUAAAGCUAGCCCACGCCAAGGCGCCCCCCGCCAACUUCAACAGCCUGCCAGCCAACGUGUCCAAGCUGCACCUGCACGGCUCGCCCCGCUGCCCGGGCGGCCCCCUGCCCGACUUCCCCAACCACUCACUGACCCUCAAGAAGGACAGGGCACCCAAGUCCUCCUUUGCCGGUGAUGGGGACAUCUUCAAGAAGCUGGACUCGGAGCUGAGCCGGGCCCAGGAGAAGGCCCUGGACACCAGCUACGUAAUCCUGCCCACGGCCACAGCCACGCUGCGGCCCAAGCCCCAGGAGGAGCCCAAGCACAGCAUCCACAUCGAUCAGAUGCCCCAGACCCGCCUCAUCCACCUCAACAUGGCACCUGAUGCCGGCCUCCCUGCCCGCAGCCCACCCACCCGCCAGCCCCCAGGCGGUGGGCCCCCGGAGGCCCCCCCUGCCCAGCCCCCNNACCCCCCGCCCCCCCCCCACCCUCCCCAUGGGGCCAUGCUCCCACCUCCUGGCUCACUGGAUCCCUGGUCUCCCCCAUCCUCAGGCAAGGAGGGGCCGGGACCUGCGGCCCAGGAGGUUUUAGGGAAUGGCUUGCAAAUGGGCACAAACCUCUUCUCCCCACAGCGGCGGAAAUCGCGGUAUGCAGAACUGGACUUCGAGAAAAUCAUGCACACGCGGAAGCGGCACCAGGACAUGUUUCAGGACCUGAACCGGAAGCUGCAGCACGCGGAGAAGGACAAGGAGGUGCUGGGCCCAGACAGCAAGCCAGAAAAGCAGCAGACACCCAACAAGCGGCCCUGGGAGAGCCUUCGGAAAGCCCACGGGACGCCUGCGUGGGUGAAGAAGGAACUGGAGCCGCUGCCGCCAUCCCCACUGGAGCUGCGGAGCGUGGAGUGGGAGAAGUCGGGCGCCACGAUCCCGCUGGUGGGCCAGGACAUCAUCGACCUCCAGACUGAGGUCUGA
This is a messenger RNA of Neomonachus schauinslandi (Hawaiian monk seal), 1920 nucleotides long. RefSeq names its product adhesion G protein-coupled receptor B1 (gene ADGRB1). Gene Ontology annotation, cellular component: postsynaptic density; dendrite; membrane. Gene Ontology annotation, biological process: cell surface receptor signaling pathway; adenylate cyclase-activating G protein-coupled receptor signaling pathway; engulfment of apoptotic cell. Bases 1 to 1920 code for a protein of 639 amino acids. Gene Ontology annotation, molecular function: G protein-coupled receptor activity. The transcript has 15 exons. Lineage: Eukaryota; Metazoa; Chordata; Mammalia; Carnivora; Phocidae. The record is from RefSeq and is a predicted model, not a curated record.